AAUGAGUAUUUGUAGGAGGCAUUCUAACCAGAGGAGAAGAACAAGCCCACCAUCCAGAGAGAGAGGAAAAGAACAGAAGAGUUUUUCUUUCUUCUCCAAGAUAAUGACGGAUUCUUGCGAGAAUCUUCCGUCUUCUGCGAAAAUCUCUAAUCUGAAUUGCAUCGACCUUUCCAAUCCUGACAACAAAGCCUCCGCUUCUCUGCUCAAACAGGCUUGCACGGAGUCAGGAUUUUUCUAUGUGAUAAAUCAUGGAAUCAGCCAGGAGUUCAUGGAUGAGGUGUUUGAGCAAAGCAAAAAGUUGUUUGAGUUGCCAUUGAAGGAGAAAAUGAAGCUCCUUAGAAACGAAAAACACCGGGGCUACACGCCUAUGUUGGACGAACACUUGGACACUGUUAAUCAAAUUCACGGGGAUUACAAGGAGGGGUAUUAUAUAGGUAUUGAACUACCCAAAGAUGACCCUGAAGCGGAAAGACCAUUUUAUGGACCAAACAAAUGGCCUGCUGAAGAUAUCUUGCCUGGAUGGAGAGGCACUAUGGAGAAGUAUCACCAAGAGGCACUUAAGGUGGCAUUAGAGAUAGCGAAGAUCAUAGCUCUUGCACUAGACAUGGAUGUUGAUUUUUUUCUGCAGCCAGAAUAUCUUGGCAAACCUAUAGCCACUCUUCGCCUGCUACAUUAUGAAGGUAAAUAUUCUGACCCUGCUAAGGGAAUUUUCGGAGCUGGUGCACAUAGUGAUUAUGGUUUUAUCACACUUUUAGCAACAGAUGAAAAUUAUGGUCUUCAGAAAUUAGUUCCAAUGCACACGGAAUGUAAUUGGUGGUCUUGAGUUCAAGCCCCAAAGAUCUGCAAGGAUAGGGAAGCUAUUCCUCAGGUAUGGGAGUAUGUAUUGCCAUUGAAAGGGUAAGGAACCAUCUUAAGAUAUGGCUCGUAUGAAAAGAACCAAAGAAACAAAAACAUAUUCACUUCUUUCACAAGCAGUAUUUUUGGUAAAGUAUGCAUUAAGUCUACAUAGUAUUAUUAGUCUUUUCUUUGGGGUUAUGUAUUGUCCUGUUAAAAUAUUACAUAAAAUAACAUGUCAAACCUCUUAAAAUAUAGCUAUUGACUGUUCUAGAGACCUUUUACAUUUUUUAAAUUUGCUUUCUACUGACAGUGGAUUCAUAGUGAAUAUUGGUGAUAUGUUGGAGCGGUGGAGCAACCUUAAAUUUAGGUAAUUUAAAGUUUUUAUUCAUAUAACCUAGGUAGUCUUCACACCCCAUGCGGGCACCUCAUCAAUUGGUUCUCGGAUGGACAAAUACAAGGGUAUAUGGAGGGUUGAACUUUGAUAACCGUUAUACCGGAGUUACACCCCAUGAGAUGGGCUCAUUGUGGACACAUACACUCCUUAUCACAUAAGGGACUGCUGAGUCACCAUGAUUUAACCCUCCCCUCCUUUGUUGGGCCAGGGUGUGAAGGCCUUGGGGCAUGGGAUCUGCCUUGUAAGUGUAUCAACACUUUUGUGUGGCUGUGCGUACUUCUAUAUGCAUGUGUAUACAUACUCCAGUGAACUGUUAUUUAGUUAAAUACUGCACACCUCUCAUUUGAAUACGAUCUCUUUUGAAGUGUAAAAACAUAUUGUAAUUUUUCAAAAAAGUUGGUUGUUGCCAUAAUUUGCAUGUUACUUGCAAAUCCCAAAUCUCUCUAUGUUUGCUGAUUUUUUCCAGAUCAACUUUGCAUCGUGUACUUGGAAAUGGUCAAGAAAGAUAUUCAGUAAGUCUUUCAUUUGGUUAACAUACUAUUCACUGUCUUCUAGUGUUUGCUAGGGCCCAGGGUCAUCUCGGAGACUGCCUCUUUACUCCUAUGAGUAAACUAGUAGAGGUAAC
Messenger RNA from Cuscuta campestris, 1856 nucleotides. The record is from the annotation of a GenBank genome assembly. NCBI's taxonomy places the organism in Eukaryota, Viridiplantae, Streptophyta, Magnoliopsida, Solanales, Convolvulaceae.